UUUGUGUUUAUGGUAGUCUAUGGUGUAGAUAUGGUAUUCUUCCAUUCUUCAUUAAUUAUUAAUAAAUAAGUAAUUAAUUUAUCAAAAUAUCUCCACCGAUUUUGUGGUUAUCUUCUGUUCUUAAUACAUUCACCAUGAUUUCAACCGUAGUUUACCAGGAUAAGCCUCAUUCAACUAGUUUAUAGAGUCCGAAUUGCCCUCUUGCAAAUAGUGUCCUAACUUCAUACGCUGCUCCAUGAUCCUGAAUCAGUAUUAUCUUCUUAUUUCAAUUUUAGAGAAUGAGCAACUCAGAACUGCAAGAAGAGGAGAAAGAAGUCCUUCUAUCAAUUUAUGAUGGCGAUGCAGCUUUCAAGCAGGUGACACCAACCGUCUAUCAGUAUAAGUACGGUGAGGAUGGCAGUUCCAAAUCACUUCUAUUGGAAGUUUCUUGGGGUGAAAACUACCCAUCAGAAAAACCUGUUUUCAACAUGGAUACUUUCUACAAUAAUCAGCUGUCGACGGCUGUGAAAAGUGCUGUGAUAAAAUAUUUAAAUGAAGAGGCAGAACAAUGGCUAGAGUCUCCCAUGACUUACACAUUAUUUGAAGGUUUGAAAGAAAAGUUUGAUGAGUUCAUAUCAAUUCAGGAAGAAGCCCCACCUGUCAAAAUUGAGGAGGCUGUUUCAAAAUUGAGUAUCGAACCUGAGAAUGUGAAGAAAGUUGUAGUCCCCAAGGAACAAUUAUCGAAAGCCCAGAAGCGCAAAAUGUGGGAUCGGGUGGACAACAAGGGUGAGAAGCCUAGAGGUUGGAAUUGGGUGGAUAUUAUUAAACAUCUCUCCCAGUCUGGAAUGAAAGAGUCAAAUCCUGCCAGUUGAGUCACUACUAAAGUACCUUUUUAUUUAAGUUCUUUUGCCAAGCACCUCAUUUAUAUAGUUUUAGGACCUUUUUGAAUUUCAAGUAAAAUAUUUUGUUACUCAA
This is a messenger RNA of Bemisia tabaci, 954 nucleotides long. RefSeq names its product RWD domain-containing protein 4. Gene Ontology annotation, molecular function: protein binding. NCBI's taxonomy places the organism in Eukaryota, Metazoa, Arthropoda, Insecta, Hemiptera, Aleyrodidae. The record is from RefSeq and is a predicted model, not a curated record.